This is a messenger RNA of Anopheles merus, 1881 nucleotides long. RefSeq names its product phosphoserine phosphatase (gene aay). NCBI's taxonomy places the organism in Eukaryota, Metazoa, Arthropoda, Insecta, Diptera, Culicidae. Gene Ontology annotation, biological process: L-serine biosynthetic process; dephosphorylation. Gene Ontology annotation, molecular function: L-phosphoserine phosphatase activity; magnesium ion binding. The transcript is spliced from 4 exons. The coding region runs from base 577 to 1587 and encodes 336 amino acids. Gene Ontology annotation, cellular component: cytoplasm. The record is from RefSeq and is a predicted model, not a curated record.
GACGGCGCACUACCCUUCAAGGGUUCUCGUUUCUCCGUGUAACCCUGGAAUGCAAUUACACACACACACACACAUACACCAACGUGCGCGCACUUUGCCCCACUCGAGUCUCCGAGGGCUCGUGCAAGGGUUUGUGGUGAGAACGCAUUUAUCACACUUUAGCUCUCCGUUGUAGAGAACCGACGACGCGCGUCACCGCAGUUGCGCGUUCGAGCGUGAUAAACGACGUUGUCGAUCCUAGUGUGUACACGCGGUGCGCAAAAAAGGCCUUUGCGUGAAACGGUGCGCGAGCGCGCUCGAGGGUUUGGCGCGAAAACAAACGAGAUAAACAGAGGAAGCGACCGAGCGAGUGAAUGUGUGACAGAUACCGAGCGUGUGGCGGUGCAUUGUUUUGACGGAAAACAGCUGAUCUUUCGCACAGUGCCGGCUUUAUCAGCCCAGUCGCCAGCAGCCGAUUGAGAAGAUUGUUUCGUGUCCCGUGCCUUCCCCUGCAAGUGAAGUGAUUUCUGUUGCCCAUCGACUGAAACGUGCCCAGUGGGAUUCAGCCUCAUCACUCCGCGUAAACAAAGACACUCAAUGCUGCCCGGCUUGAGUAGGGGGUGUCUUUACCGUCAUCAACAUCAUCAUCAUCAGCGCUUAGCCACCGGUGUGAGUGCACUUUUUGGAAGUUUGGUCGCCAUCUCGGCCACGGACAGUAGCCGCGGUGUGAGCAGUCUUGCCGGUGCCGGUGAACCGCUCGAGCCGGUCGUCGUUGGGCGGCGUAACAGUUUACCGCCGGCCUCCCCCAUCUUCAAGCCAAUUGUGCCGUCCAAGUUGAACGGACUGGGCGCCCGCCACGGACUGCACCAUCAAGCACCGACCAACGGCAACGGCAUGACGAACGAUCGGCCGGUUGAGCUGUCGAAGCGUACGACCGAAGCCAAGGAGUCGCUCAAGAAGGCACAGAUCGUGUGCUUCGACGUCGAUUCGACCAUUAUCACCGAGGAGGGCAUCGAUGAGCUGGCCCAGUUCUGCGGCAAGGGUAGCGAGGUGGCUGCACUCACGAAGGAAGCGAUGGGAGGUAGCAUGACCUUCCAGGAGGCGCUGAAGCGUCGCCUGGACAUUAUCAAACCGUCGCAGCGGCAGAUCCGCGAGUUUCUCAAGACGCACCCGUCGAUCAUUUCGGCGGGCGUGAAGGAACUGAUCGAGCAGCUGCGCAAGAACAAUGCGGAAAUUUUCCUCAUCAGCGGCGGGUUCGACUGUCUGAUCGAGCCGGUGGCCGACGCGCUGGAGAUUCCGCUGUGCAAUCUGUACGCGAACCGGCUGUUCUUCAACUACAAUGGCAGCUACGCCGGGUUCGACACGACGCAGCCGACGUCCCGAUCGGGCGGCAAGGGCGAAGCGAUCAAGCAGAUCCGCAGCGUGAUGGCCGGUGGUGUCGGCACGGGAGCGGACAAGGUGGUCGCAAUGAUCGGGGACGGCAUGACGGACCUGGAGGCGUGUCCCCCGGCGAACAUGUUCAUUGGUUAUGGUGGAAAUGCCGUUCGGGAAGAGGUCCAAAAACGAGCGACCUACUACGUGACCAACUUUGCCGACCUACUCUGGUGAUUGCGUUUCGAGUGGAAGAGCACCGCACCACCAUACCCACCCUACUUCCUUUGCUGAUGAAACCCCAUCGCAAUUUCAUUAUUAUUUCACUAGCUGUUAAUCACAUUGUUUUCCUCUUUUUUUUUGCUACACCCACUCUUACUGUAAAUAGUUAAUUAUUACACUUACAAAUUAUUAUAAAUUAUGUGCACCUUUUUAAGUUGAAUUAUUAUAGCGCGCUUUAAUUAUAGGUAGUAUUUUCUUGUUCGAAUAUAUGCAACAAAUAUACAAUGAAUUCAUGUAAAAGCAAAGUUA